Messenger RNA from Panicum virgatum (switchgrass), 1712 nucleotides. RefSeq names its product protein IQ-DOMAIN 14-like. NCBI's taxonomy places the organism in Eukaryota, Viridiplantae, Streptophyta, Magnoliopsida, Poales, Poaceae. Gene Ontology annotation, molecular function: protein binding. The record is from RefSeq and is a predicted model, not a curated record. The coding region runs from base 401 to 1468 and encodes 355 amino acids. The transcript is spliced from 4 exons.
UUUCCAUCUCCUCUGCUCGGUGGUUGGUUGUUGGCUGCGGGAAGGGGUUCUCGGGAAAAGGUUUCCUCUUCGGGGGCAUCACGUAGGCCUCGCCGCUUCCGUUCCCUUCUACUGGCUGCUGGCGCCUCUGCGAGCUCCUGCUCCUGCUGCUGCUACCACCCACAGACCCACCACUUCCGCUCGUUCUCCUCCCUUGGCGCUACGCUUUCUGCAUUUACUCGGCCGGGCUCUGGCGAGGCCCCUCUCGGUUUUGGCCUCUCCGCUCAGUCCCCUCCCACGUUUCUUGGCUGCAGCAGGCUCAGGCUGCAGGCCUCUGUAAAAAGCUCCUUCCCGUUUGUUCUGGUGCAGUGCAGCUCCUCCCCCUGCAGGUGGUGCAGCUAGGCGGACCACGGCGCACGCCAUGGGCCGCGCGAUGAGGUGGCUCAAGAAGGUGCUCGCCGGCACCAAGAAGGAAGGGGAGAGGGGCCGCAAGGAGCAGCACAAUGCCGCGUGCGCAGGCGGAGGCCUGCCGCCGGUGGAGAAGAGGCGGUGGAGCUUCGCGAAGCCGAGGCACAGCGUGGCAGACGGCGGCCGGAGGCCCUCGGUGACCGCCGUCGCCGCCGGGGAGCUGUCGCAGGUGCGGCCGUGCAACUGCGGCCUGGAGCGCGAGGCGGAAGCCGCCGUCGUCAUCCAGAAGGCCUUCAGAGGGUACUUGGCAAGGAAGGCGCUGCGUGCCCUCAAGUCGCUGGUGAAGCUGCAGGCUCUGGUGCGUGGCUACCUCGUGAGGAAGCAGGCGGCCACGACGCUGCGCAGGCUGCAGGCGCUCAUGAGGCUCCAGGCCAGGACGGCGUCGUCCCGGAAAUCCGUUGAGCAAGAGCGGAUUGUUGGGCGCGCGAAGCUGGCGACGCUGCCGGUGGUGCACCGCCGGCGGCUGUCCGACGGCGGGGACACUGGGUUCGAUCGCAGCCCGAGGAUCGUGGAGAUGGACACGUGCCAGCUCCGCUGCCGGUCGUCCCGCAUCGCGAGCCGGUACGCCGCCGACCAGCCGGCCGCCUCGCCGCUGCUCUACUUCCUGAAGCCGGCGUUGCGCCUCCAGGGGCAGGAGCUGGUGGAGCCGCCGCACCCGAAGACGACCCACAACACGCCCCGCCUCGGCGCGUUCCCGGGCUACCUCGGCUCGCCGGCGGCGGCGAGGCCCGGGCGCGGCGCCUCGUGCCGGGACGCCGGGAGCAGCCCGCGGUACAUGGCGGACACGGCCUCGUCCGUGGCGCGCACCCGGUGCCAGAGCGCGCCCAGGCAGCGGCAGGGCGAGCACGCGGCGGCCGAGCCGAGGCCCAGCGUCGGGAGCGGCGGGUCCAGGAAGCAGGCGCGGCCGCAGCCGCAGGCGCCGGACAGCUUCAGCUUCAAGAGCUCGGAGGCCAGCCGCGGGGAGGACUCGGAGCUCAGCGACGAGGUCACCAGAGACUACUACCUGGACCGGCUCUGGUGAUUGAUUCCGCCAUGGCGCCACCAGCUGGUUCGGGAGAAGAAAAGCUUUAACAUUUCGGUACAUAUUAGCAGUAGGAUUACUAGGAUCAAGAUGCCUUAGGCCACGGCAAGAUGCCAAGAUCUGACUACUAAUCUAGAAGGAUUAUUAUGUAGCUCAGCCGAGCAGCGUCAUCAGAUCGUGCCUAUGUCGAAAAACGCCGCAGCUCGUGCAGCUGUGAGCUCGUGAUUACCAAUUGCGUGCUCCA